This is a messenger RNA of Chrysemys picta bellii (western painted turtle), 772 nucleotides long. NCBI's taxonomy places the organism in Eukaryota, Metazoa, Chordata, Testudines, Emydidae. The record is from RefSeq and is a predicted model, not a curated record.
CGUAGGGCUCAGCCGCCGCGCGCCCAAAGGGGCGGGGCGCAGGGCGUGGCCUGGCGGCCAGGGGGCGGGGCCGGAGCCCGGGCCGGGUCGGCGGCGGCGCGGCCUGGAGCCGAGAGACAUGGAGCCAGGGAGGCCCCCAGGGGAGGGCAGCGGGGCCGGGCGGCGGCGGCGGCUCAGGAGCGGGGCGUUAACGUGACCUAUUCUAAGGAUUCCCCCUCCAGUCAGAGGUCUUCCACCAUGGCACCUGGCAAGGAGCGGAAAAUAUUAUAUGAUGUCUCUGAAGACCACGAGGAGGUCAUCAGCACGGUCUACAGCAGCCCAGUCCCGCAGGAGUCUCCGGAGUCCAAUGAUGAACCAUUCACCACCUACUUUGAUGAGAAGAUUCCUAUCCCUGAAGAUGAAAAGCACUCAUGGUUUAGCUUCCGCAAACUCUGGGCCUUCACAGGGCCAGGUUUUCUCAUGAGCAUCGCCUACCUGGAUCCAGGCAACAUCGAGUCGGAUUUACAGUCAGGCGCUGUCGCAGGGUUUAAGGUCAGUGUGAAACUUUCCAAACUGUGAAGCAAUUUUAUGCUGUACUUCCAGGCCCACCACCUCUCCCAGCAGGUGCCUAGCGCAGCUUCCAGAUGAAGGCGCUGAACCAGUGUUGGGCUAAGUGCCAAAGGCCUCAUCAGUGCUGUUGUGCUGAAAGGUUUGGCCAGACUCCCUACUGCAAGGGGUCUAAAGGUCUGCCUCCUGCGUUGCUUGGAAGUUACCCUCUUGGAUGGGUUGGGGG